This is a messenger RNA of Giardia duodenalis, 807 nucleotides long. Its product is annotated as Ankyrin repeat protein 1. The transcript has a single exon. Gene Ontology annotation, molecular function: protein binding. The coding region runs from base 1 to 807 and encodes 268 amino acids. The record is from RefSeq and is a predicted model, not a curated record. NCBI's taxonomy places the organism in Eukaryota, Fornicata, Diplomonadida, Hexamitidae.
AUGUCGAGUGGUGUGCUCAGGGAUUCGGAGGCGAGUCGUCGCCCUCAGGACACCGAGGGGUCUGCUUCUGAUAGGAGCAUCGAUGAAGCCGCAGAGUUUUACCACCAACAAGGGAGGAGCGGGCUGAGUCUCUCGUCUUUUUUGUUGCUGAAAUACGGCUUCGUCGAGACCGACAUCAUGUCAGCAGCAGAGUAUGGAAACCUGAGAGCCGUGAAGGUUCUGCUGAAGAUGAAAGGUAGCACACAGAAUAAGCUUGGAGAGACCGCGCUCAUGCGGGCGGCGUACGGGGGCCACCCGGAAUGCGUGAAGUUCCUGCUGAAGAGGGAAGGCGGCAAACGGAGGAACAACGGCACCACCGCCCUUAUGUACGCAGCACGGCGCGGCAAACUGGAGUCCGUGCAGCUCCUCCUGGAGAGGGAGGGUGGCAUGAAAACGGAUGAUGGGAAGACCGCCCUAAUGUAUGCAGCACAGUAUGGGCGCCGCGAGUGUGCGGAGGCUCUACUGGACAAGGAAGGCGGGAUGAGGGCCAACAGUGGGUGGACUGCCCUCAUGCACGCAGCCGACAACGGUUGCUCGGACUGCGUGAGGCUUCUAGUAGACAAAGAAGACGGCAUGAAGACUAACAACGGAUGGACAGCGCUCAUGCAUGCAGCGCAGGGUGGUCACCUGGAGUGUGCGAGGCUCCUGAUGGACAAGGAGAAAGGCAUGCAGACCACCCGUGAGUGGCUCGGCUUCCCGCCCGGCACCACCGCCCUCGACAUCGCAAGGAGGCAUGGCCACGACGCAAUCGCCUCUCUCCUCGAGUAA